Lycium barbarum (goji berry) is the source of this 1325-nucleotide messenger RNA. RefSeq lists its product as uncharacterized. The record is from RefSeq and is a predicted model, not a curated record. The coding region runs from base 76 to 927 and encodes 283 amino acids. Gene Ontology annotation, cellular component: chloroplast thylakoid membrane. The transcript is spliced from 4 exons. Gene Ontology annotation, molecular function: protein binding. NCBI's taxonomy places the organism in Eukaryota, Viridiplantae, Streptophyta, Magnoliopsida, Solanales, Solanaceae.
CUUCCCCACUCCGCAGUUUGAAUAUUCUAACUCCAUUUUUCCUCCUUCACUCAUUUGAACAGUCCAUCAUCGGGCAUGGCAGUAGUGGUCGGAAACAUAACACUAUUACUCGACGGAACUCACGUGACCACUCCACGUGCUGUCGUGUUACCAGACCGUAAAACACGUGAUGUUCUUUUGAACUUCUUUGUCAAGAAAGACCCCCCAUGCAAUCAAAGCAUGCAUGCUUCUUCUAGUGGAUUCGAUAGUGAAAGAGAAAGAGUACUAAAUCCCAAAGUGGGGUUUAGAGGAAAAGUGAAUGGGAAAGUAGGUGAGGUUGAUUAUGAGAAUACAAGUGAUGAUGAGAAUGGAAAUGAAGGAGGAGAAAGUGGUGGAGGAGAAGAGUUUGAUUGGGAGAAAGAAAUGAGGAAGAGAGUGAAAGAUAUAGAGGAGAUGAAGGACUUGGAGAAGAAAGCUGAGGAAUUGCAGAAUAGUGUUGAUGAGGAGUAUGAUGAUGAAGAAGGUGAAAGUAGUGAAGAGACUGAAGAGGAGAAGCGCGAAAGAGUAAGAAGAGAGCUCGAAAAGGUGGCAAAGGAGCAAGCAGAACGCAGGAAAACUGCUCAAUUAAUGUUUGAUUUGGGCCAGAAGGCUUAUGGGAAGGGCAUGUAUGGACGUGCUAUAGAGUUCCUUGAAGGUGCUCUCACUAUCAUUCCUAGACCAACCUUGUUUGGUGGAGAGAUACAAAUAUGGCUUGCUAUGGCUUAUGAAGCAAAUAACCGCCACGCAGACUGCAUUGAUUUGUAUAAGCAACUAGAAAGGAAACAUCCCAGUAUCAGCAUCCGACGUCAAGCUGCAGAGCUUCGCUAUAUAUUGCAAGCACCUAAGCUGAAGAUAUCUCAAGAAGAAAUGGUUACCAUACCACUAAUUGGUUCUAGCUAUGAUAGGUAGUUUCAUUAAAAGACAUCAACAAGAUGCAAGGAUUACAAAAGAUGGAACUGCAUACGAUUCCACUAUGCUCCCUCUCUCUUCCCUCUUUUGCCAUCAAAUGCAAAUUUCUAAACAGAAGUGGAUAGCGGAGGUCCACUGUUUAGGAAUGUGUCUUCAGAUAAUCAACAGAGGAUUCUUUCUUGUGUUGACGCUCUCGAUGAAUAAAUUGUUGAGGGCUUGUUUUCUCUUCGUUUCUUUUCUCAGUUAUUUCUUUUUUCUUUUGUCAUUUUGAAGUAUUUGGCUUCAUGGAUGGGAGUACCUUCUCUCUUUUGUACUUUGUUUUCUUUUUAACUUGUAAUGUGCCAAUUUUAAGGGGUAUGAAAUAUAAGACCUUUAUAAAGGGCUGAAGCUUGUUACUU